Messenger RNA from Dalotia coriaria, 939 nucleotides. RefSeq names its product Muscle protein 20 (gene Mp20). Lineage: Eukaryota; Metazoa; Arthropoda; Insecta; Coleoptera; Staphylinidae. Gene Ontology annotation, biological process: actin filament organization. The record is from RefSeq and is a predicted model, not a curated record. Gene Ontology annotation, molecular function: actin filament binding. The transcript has 3 exons. The coding region runs from base 134 to 688 and encodes 184 amino acids. Gene Ontology annotation, cellular component: actin cytoskeleton.
AUAAAAGCGUCGGAACACCGCCGUUGUGGUCAGUUUCAAGUGGAAGCUAGAGCAAAGUGCACUUUACUAGCAAUCAGUAAAACUGUGAUAAACUCACGUGUUUAAUCCACUACAACCACACCACACAAAAAAAAUGUCUCUGGAACGUGCUGUCCGCGCCAAGAUUGCUGGCAAACGCAAUGCUGAACAAGACAAAGAAGCCCAGGAAUGGAUCGAAACCAUCUUGGGAGCCAAGUUUCCCCCAGGCGAACUCUAUGAGGAUGUCAUCCGUGACGGCACCGUCCUCUGCCAGCUGAUGAACAAACUCGUACCCAACGCCAUCCCCAAGAUCAACACCAGCGGUGGUCAAUUCAAGAUGAUGGAGAACAUCAACAACUUCCAGCAUGCGCUGAAGGCGUAUGGAGUCAACGAUGUUGAUGUCUUCCAGACUGUUGACUUGUGGGAGAAGAAGGAUAUCGCUCAAGUGACAAACACCGUAUUUGCUUUGGGCCGUCAGACUUACAAACACCCAGAAUGGAACGGACCCUACCUUGGCCCCAAACCAUCCGAUGAAAACAAACGUGAAUUCACCGAGGAGCAGAUGAAGGCUGGCCAGACCAUGAUCGGUCUCCAAGCCGGUUCCAACAAGGGUGCCACCCAAGCUGGUCAAAACAUGGGCGCCGGUCGCAAAAUCUUGCUCGGCAAGUAAAUCACGCGCCACCAGCCAACCAGACAACACAUUUUUUAUCACAACUUGUACACAUAAUUCUAACCACUAACUAUUUAUUACGAAAUCUAAUUUAUUAACUAAGAGUUUAUAAAAAAACGCAGGGUAUGAUAAAAAAAAAACCGCAAAAAAUACUACACUACAACAAAUUACGCAACCAAAUACGAAACGAUGUUGAUGUAUAUUCUUGUAUGAAAUAAAUGACUUACUAUUUUUGUUUAUAAAAACAAAAA